Hippoglossus stenolepis (Pacific halibut) is the source of this 1041-nucleotide messenger RNA. RefSeq lists its product as uncharacterized. NCBI's taxonomy places the organism in Eukaryota, Metazoa, Chordata, Actinopteri, Pleuronectiformes, Pleuronectidae. The transcript is spliced from 5 exons. The annotation marks the transcript as partial. The record is from RefSeq and is a predicted model, not a curated record.
AUGGGUUUGAGAGAAGCAGCGAGUUGCUUUGUCAUCUUCCUUCUUUCUGUGUCAGUGGUGCAGGGUGCAGAUGGCUGGAGAGUGAGGUGCACUCCUACUCAGAUCUGUGCUGUAAAAGGAUCGAAGGUGCAAAUACGCUGCUCCUACUGGCACCCAUCCAGAAUAGAUGACCUUGAUGUUGCAGUGGAGCAAACGUACUGGUUUACUAAAGGGCAGGAUAGUGAACCUGUGGAUCUGAGAGCAGCCUCUGAGUACACAGGGCGUGUGCAGUAUCACUGUGGAUACAAGGCCUGCACUCUGACCAUCACAGACCUGAGAGAGAGCGACUCGGAUGUGUACCAGUUCAGGUUCAUAACAAACCAACCUACUGGGAGUUUUACUGGUUCACCUGGAGUCUCCUUGUCUGUCACAGGUGUCCAGGUGAUCAGCACAGAAUCAUCAGGUUGCAGGACAGAGGACUGUUCAUGGUCACGUGUGGAGUGUCAAACCAGUUGUUCUCCAACUCCCAGUCCGUCCUACAUCUGGUACAAGAACGAACAAAAGACACUGGGAGAAAAAUCUUAUAGUGCCUACUUUUAUUCAGCAGACAGCAUUUCCUGUGCUGUGAGAGGCCACGAGGAUUUCCCCUCUGCUCCAGUGUAUCCAGAUGUUCAGGUGAUCUGGUCUCCGAUUGGUCCAACACUGACUUGUCACAGCAGCUGUCUUCUCUCUGGUCGUCCCUCCUUUGUCUGGUACAAGAAUGGAACAGAAAUUCACGGGGAAACGUUUCCAACUUUCAGGGGAUUCCUUCAACCUGAAAACAGCUAUUCCUGUGCUUAUGAGCUUCACCACUCGUCCCCUGUGUGUGAGUUUACAUCUUACAUUUUCACUUCCACUUUUCCCUUCAGAUUUUGCAUGUAUUCAGUGAGUCCCUCUGGUGAGAUCAUGGAGGGCAGCUCGGUGACUCUGACCUGCAGCAGUGAUGCUAACCCAGCAGCUAAAUACACCUGGUCCAAGGAGGACGAGGACUCACCAAAAGCAUCAGGACAAAUCUUCACCAUC